AUGUCUUCGGCAACAGGUAAACGUUAUGAUUGGAAAAUUCUGGCCCUGGGUCGUGGUGUUGGUACAGCAACCAAAGCUGAAGAAUACUUAAAGUCACUCGGUUAUAAAAAUAUUACCGUUUAUGGUAAUGUAGAAAAUAGCAAAGAUGGCGAUGAAAAGAUUAUCACUUUACUCCAACAGACUGAUUGGGAUGCUGUAUCCUUUGGUGGAGGCCUCACCGGCUAUGAUGAUCACUUCCCACGUGAAAUUACUACACUGCAUUGGUUUAAUCGUCUCGUUAAUUUGGUGCAUCAAUAUGUACCCAAAGCUAAAUUAAUCUUUGUACACUCACCGAAUAGUAUUGUUGAUGGCAUUCAUCGAGUUCUCGAUGAACAUCAUGAGUAA
This is a messenger RNA of Rotaria sp. Silwood1, 384 nucleotides long. The record is from the annotation of a GenBank genome assembly. NCBI's taxonomy places the organism in Eukaryota, Metazoa, Rotifera, Eurotatoria, Philodinida, Philodinidae.